AUGCCAUCGACCUACAGUCUAGCCAUAUCAACAGAUGCUCCCCAACUCAGCCCCGCUACGACGAGGGCAAUGCCUCGGGAGACGAUCGUGGUACGAAGGGAUGCAUACCUAUUGAUGCAAGGACCUGCAAUUGAUGUUACUUCGAUGGAUUAUGAUUCAAGCUAUGCUUUCGGAGUAAUGGGGAGCGAUCUGGUGGUGAGAGUACCAGCGUGGAUGGUGGCUCGGUUUAUUUGUCUUGGAGUCGAUAACACCGGUGUCUUUUCGACCGCUGUGAGAGGCUAUGACUAUUACAUUGAGAAUGGUCUGUGA
Penicillium coprophilum is the source of this 309-nucleotide messenger RNA. RefSeq lists its product as uncharacterized. The record is from RefSeq and is a predicted model, not a curated record. NCBI's taxonomy places the organism in Eukaryota, Fungi, Ascomycota, Eurotiomycetes, Eurotiales, Aspergillaceae. The transcript has a single exon. The coding region runs from base 1 to 309 and encodes 102 amino acids.